Racocetra persica is the source of this 402-nucleotide messenger RNA. Lineage: Eukaryota; Fungi; Glomeromycota; Glomeromycetes; Diversisporales; Gigasporaceae. The record is from the annotation of a GenBank genome assembly.
CAAAAACUGGUUCUGGUACUGUUAUGUCAAAUAUAGUGAUACUAGUAAAUUGCGAGUCAGUAUGGCGAGUCUGUCUUCUUUACCUGUAUCAAGAAACUUGGACUUCAAACUGGUCAAAAAUAACUAUUCUCGGUGUAUUGGAAGAACCAGACAAAACAAUUACUACAACUAUUCUCAAUAUGUUGGAAGAACCAUACAAAACAAUUACUACAACUAUUCUCAGUAUGUUGGAAGAACCAGACAAAACAAUUACUACAACUAUUCUCAGUAUGUUAGAAGAACCAGACAAAACAAUUACUACAACUAUCGUCGGUACGUUGGAAAAACCAGACAAAACAAUUACUACAACUAUCCUCAGUAUGUUGAAAGAACUAGACAAAACAAUUACUACAACUAUUCUUG